This is a messenger RNA of Lathyrus oleraceus (garden pea), 2046 nucleotides long. RefSeq lists its product as uncharacterized. The coding region runs from base 1 to 2046 and encodes 681 amino acids. The transcript has 5 exons. Lineage: Eukaryota; Viridiplantae; Streptophyta; Magnoliopsida; Fabales; Fabaceae. The record is from RefSeq and is a predicted model, not a curated record.
AUGUAUAUACUACUCAGUAGUAUCAAAAUUCAAAACAAGAAUACUGUUGGUGUUGGUGUUGGUGUUGGAACACAAUUUCACAACAAGAUAAUUAGUAGAUUAUCGACGGACACAAAAGACAUUGUGAGAAAUUUCAGCGUGCCCAUUGAAAAUGAUAAUCUUAAUAGUGUGCCCAUUGAAAAUAAUAAUCUUGAUAGUGUGCCAAUUGUUGAUGAAGUUAAUAAUGAUGAUGAUGCCGAUGAUGAUGAUGAUAAUGUUGAUUAUGAUAUAUUUGAUCCAAGAAAUUGGGAUCGUCUUCAACCUAAACUGAUUGAUUUAUUAGUUGUGAAAUGUCCUAAAAGAGAUAAUUCUGUUGUGAAGGGUCCUAGAGAUAGUUUGAAUAGAUGUUUUACGACUAAUUUGUAUACUAGAGCUUUAGCAAAUGGAGAGGUGUGUGAUAGAGAUUGGCUUGUUUAUUCGAAAGAGCUUGAUAGAGUAUUUUGUUUUUGUUGUAAAGUUUUUAAAAAUGGGAUUGUUAGGGGACAAUUAGCAAAUGGGGGUUAUAGUGAUUGGGUACAUGUUGGUGAAAGAAUUAAAGAGCACGAGUUAGGCAUGGAACAUGUUAAAAAUAUUACUACUGUCUUUCGUGGUUCUAAGGAGAAAUUGUACGAAGAUAGCAAUGGAAACUUUUUGGGUUUGAUUGAAAUGUUAGUUGAAUUUGACCCAAUCAUCCAAGAACAUGUUAGCCGUGUUACAACUCAAAAAGUUCAUAUUCAUUAUCUUGGGCGUAACAUACAGAAUGAGUUGAUUUCAUUGCUUGGUUCUGCGAUUAAAAUUGAAAUCAUUAGAAAAAUCAAACAGGCAAAGUAUUUUUCAGUGAUACUUGAUUGUACUCCUGAUGUUAGUCACCAAGAGCAGAUGUCUUUGAUAAUAAGAUAUGUGGAUGUUUCUUCAGCUUCUGUUAGUAUUGAGGAAUCAUUUUUAGGAUUUUUGAAUGUGAAUGAUACAUGUGGUCAGGGGUUUUUUGAUGUUUUACAAAAUGAAUUGAAAGAACUCGGUCUCGACCUAUUUGACGUGAGAGGGCAAGGUUAUGAUAAUGGGUCCAAUAUGAAAGGAAAACACCAAGCUAGGAUUUUUUUUGGAGUUGUUCAGCGCAUUUAUACAAUUUUUGCCAAUUCUACUAAGAGAUGGCAAAUUUUGAAAGAUAAUGUAAAAGUGUUGACUCCAAAAUCAUUGUCAUCCACUCGUUGGGAGAGUCGUGUAGAAAGUGUCAAAGUUAUAAGAACUCAAAUGUUAGAAUUUACAGAAGCUUUGCUUGAAGUGUCAGAAAAUGAUCUUGAUCCUAAAAUACAAAAUAAAGCUAAAUCCUUAACAACAAAUGAGCUUGGUGAUUUUGAGUUUUUGAUGGCUAUAAUUAUUUGGUUUGAAAUAUUAUCUGCAAUUAAUUCUGUUAGCAAGCUUUUACAGGAAAAGGAUAUGCUUAUUGAUGUUGCUAUGCAAAAAAUUAAGGGGUUGAUUUCGUAUUUUGAGGGAUAUAGAGAAAUAGGUUUUUAUAAGGUAUUGAUUAACGCUAAGAAAAUUGCGGUGGAAUUGAAUAUUUCCCCAAUAUUUCCUCAAAGGCGUAUAAUUAAAAGAAAAAGGCAAUUUGAUGAGAAUUUGAAUAUCCCAUCAGUCGAGCUAUCAAAAGUAGAAUCAUUCAGGGUUUAUUAUUUUCUUUACCUUGUUGAUCAAACUGUUGUUUCUCUUAAUAAGAGGUUUGAGCAAUACCAAGAGUAUGAAAGUAUUUUUGGUUUCUUGUUUACUUCUCACAAGUUACAAUCAUUAGAUGAUGCAACUUUGAAGUCUUGUAGUACUAACUUUGAGCAGACAUUGAAACAUAAUGAGCAAUCUGAUAUUGAUGAGAAUGAAUUUUUUGCAGAGUUGAAGUUACUAAGAGAAAUGUUGCUUGAAGAAAGCAUAAGACCUACUGAUAUAUUAUUAUUUUUAAAAGGCUUGGAUUGUUUUCCUAAUACAGUUAUUGCAUAUAGAAUCUUAUUGACUAUUAUUGUGACAGUUGCUUCUGCAUAA